GGUCAUCACCAUCGCAUAGUGUGCCAAAAGAGUAUAUCACAGAGUUUACACUGACUGUAAAUAUGCUGAAAGUCCUGUGUCUCGGAGCACUGGUGGCCGCACUACAGCAAGUGUCAGCUAACCACUUGGCAGUCGGAGAGGGCGGGUAUGCCCCUCCCACUUACGGCAGCCCGUACGGCAGUCCGUAUGGCGGUUCUUAUGGCAGCCCAUAUGGAAGUCCCUACAGCGCCUCACCUUACAGUGCGUCUCCCUACGGCUACUCUCCCUACGGUGCCUCCCCCUACGGAUCCUCUCCUUACGGUUCUCCAUACGGAUCCUCUCCUUACGGUUCUCCCUACGGAUCAUCUCCUUACGGUUCUCCAUACGGAUCCUCUCCUUACGGUUCUCCCUACGGAUCAUCUCCUUACGGUUCUCCAUACGGAUCCUCUCCUUACGGUUCUCCAUACGGAUCAUCUCCUUACGGUUCGCCCUACGGAUCCUCUCCUUACACCACCGGAUACUAUCCAGGAUAUGGAGGCUAUAGCACUGGAUAUGGCGGCUAUCCAGCAUAUGGAUAUCCCGGAUACUGA
Messenger RNA from Lingula anatina, 569 nucleotides. RefSeq lists its product as uncharacterized. NCBI's taxonomy places the organism in Eukaryota, Metazoa, Brachiopoda, Lingulata, Lingulida, Lingulidae. The record is from RefSeq and is a predicted model, not a curated record.